UGGUCUGUCCUCUGACGCAGGGUUCCGACGCGACUUUCAGGAAUCGCCUUUGAACAAUACGACUUAAUUCGUGGCUUUUGCCCUAGAAUGGGCGUGUCACCCGCUGUAGCCCGGCUCUCUGGCGUGUGACUACCGGAAGUGAGCGAGCAGUCCUCUCGUUUGAUACCAAGUCGCAGCUUGAGGUCUGGAAUCCCCUGACCUGGAAUCAGUGGAGCGGCGAGGACCGGGGUAUAGAAGGCAGCCCUCCCGACGUCAGGACAUCAGUGUCUCACCCGACGCAGUUCAAGCAAGGUAUCGUUCUUACCUCCGUCUAAGUUCUACCCACUACACCGCCGAGAUGAAGAUAUUCAUGGCCGUCCUUAUCCUUGGCUCCGUGGCCUCCUCACAGGCCCUCUUCUUCGACCUCUUCAAGAAGGAGGCGCAGGCUGAUCCCUGGACCGCAGGCGCUUGGGCGCAGCCUGCGGACCCCUGGUCCCAGCAACCACAGCCAGCCAGUCCUUGGCCCAAACCGUCAAUCAAGCCCGUCAUUAAAGAGGUGCCCAUCUACAUCCCUUACCCCAAGCUGGAGCCCGUGCAGUUCGUGAAGCCCUUCCCGGUCUUCAAGCCGGAGUUCGUGACGGAACCCAAGCUCUCUCUGCCCAGCAAGUUCUUCAACUUCAACGCUAAUUUGGAAGCGCAGAGGCAGCAGUACCAACAAGCCCAGCAACAGCAGUACCAAGAAGCUCUGCAACAGUACCAGCUCGCUCAGCAGCAGCAAUACCACCAAUACCAGCUCGCCCAACAACACCAGCAAGCCCAACAGGCACAGCAGCAUCAGCAGCUACAACACCAGCAAGCCCAACAGGCACAGCACAGCAUCAGCAGCAUCAGCAGCAACAGCAUCCCCAACAUCACCAGUCCCCUGCCGGUCCGUCAACCGCGUACGAGGCACCUGAAGCACACAAUCACUAACCUCCGGUGGGUCUCGAGCCGUCUGAGUCAGAGCGUCGGGGGUGGCGAGGUCCCGGCUCGUCGGUUUCUCGCCGUCUUAUUUAUUUAUUUAUUGUCUAAACUAAAUGAACUUGAGUCAGCUGAUCAAUAAAAUAAUA
Penaeus vannamei (Pacific white shrimp) is the source of this 1088-nucleotide messenger RNA. RefSeq lists its product as uncharacterized. Lineage: Eukaryota; Metazoa; Arthropoda; Malacostraca; Decapoda; Penaeidae. The record is from RefSeq and is a predicted model, not a curated record.